Messenger RNA from Adineta ricciae, 801 nucleotides. Lineage: Eukaryota; Metazoa; Rotifera; Eurotatoria; Adinetida; Adinetidae. The record is from the annotation of a GenBank genome assembly.
AUGAGUAAGUAUUGCAUUGAAGAACGUUUACAAGAAAUUGAAAAUACUCGUCAGGAAAGUGGAUUAUUGACUGAAGAUCAUAAUACUUCUAGGUCGUUAUUCAAUUCGAAUUCAAAUGGCAAUUCUAAUCCGUUUCUGUUCACGCCCCUACUCUAUCCAUCACCAUUAGCACCCUUGCUUCUUCAACCAGAGUCAUCGUUUCAUUUGUACCAGGAAGUUUUCCUAAGAAAUCUCAUUGGUCAUUAUACGCAAACGCAGCUACCACCACCCCUGCCGUUGCCGUCGCUUCUUUUACCAUCAUCAACAAGAUUAUCUCCUGUAUCUUCUGAAAAAGAAUCUCAAGUUUCAUUCACAAGAAAGAAGCUCUCUCGUGAAAAAUGUUCGAAAAUUCGCCGCCGAUUGUCAUGUCCACAGUGUUCAUAUACAACCAAUCGAUUAAAUAAUCUCAAACGACAUGUUCAAACCAUGCAUGAAAUUCUUUCGAAACCAAUCGAUUGUUGCGAGCAAUUGUUCACUAGUAAAGCACAUUUCCGUGCACAUGUUAACAUGGAACAUCGUUGUGGAUAUCAUUGUGAUAUUUGUCGACGGACAUUCUGUCGGAAAGCACUCUUACGUCGACAUCAAUCGAUUCAUUCGGGCCAAAAAGCAUUCGUUUGUUCAAUAUGCUCCUAUUCCACAAGUCACAAAGGAAAUCUCGACCGGCAUACACGAAUUCAUCGACAUCACAAUGAACAUAAGGAACUUUCGUGUUGUGCUCAUUCUCCAAAACAUUCCACCUGCCAUUUCUCUACAACUGACUGA